Messenger RNA from Triticum aestivum (bread wheat), 2171 nucleotides. Its product is annotated as cinnamoyl-CoA reductase 1. The record is from RefSeq and is a predicted model, not a curated record. Gene Ontology annotation, molecular function: oxidoreductase activity, acting on the CH-OH group of donors, NAD or NADP as acceptor. The transcript is spliced from 5 exons. Lineage: Eukaryota; Viridiplantae; Streptophyta; Magnoliopsida; Poales; Poaceae. The coding region runs from base 262 to 924 and encodes 220 amino acids.
AGUUGGCAUUGAUGAACAACCUCCUAAAAAUUUAUCUACCAUUAACAGAGAGGGCCCGAGGAACUGGAGACUGAGCGGCAGAUGGCCUCUGUCAGCGGCCGUGUCCCCGCGUAGCUACCGCGGCAUAAAGAGGAAGAGGGAGGGGAUGUCGAUCUGCGCCGUGGAGUCUGCCGGCGAGUGGGUGGAGAAACUGUUAAAGCCGAGCGAGCUGCGAGCGAGCUGCGAGCCAGCCCGUAAGCGAGGAGGAGGAGGAGGAGGAGGAUGGCAUCACCGCGGGUGUGCGUGACCGGCGGCGGCGGGUACAUCGCCUCGUGGCUCGUCAAGCUGCUCCUCUCCCGGGGCUACGCCGUCCACGCCACCGUCCGCGACCCAUGUGACCAGAAGAACGCGCAUCUGAUGCAGCUGGAGGGGGCGGCGGAGAGCCUGAGCUUGUUCAAGGCCGACGUGCUCGACCGCGCCGCGCUCGCCGCCGCCGUUGAGGGUUGCCAGGGCGUCUUCCAUGUCGCCUCCCCUGUGCCCGCAAACAAGAUCGUCGACCCUGAGUCAGAAAUCAUGGUGCCUGCCGUGAAGGGCACCCUAAAUAUUCUUGAAGUUUGUUCAUCUCUGAAGGUUCAGAAGGUUGUGGUGGUGUCAUCCACCGCUGCUGUUCAUUCUAACCCCAACUGGCCUCAGGGUAAACCCAAAGACGAGAGUUGCUGGUCCGACAGAAAAAUAUGCAUGGAGAAGGAGGCCUGGUAUAGUCUUGCUAAAACUGUUGCUGAAGAGGCAGCAUGGGAAUAUGCAGAGAAGAAUGAGCUCAAUGUAGUUACUUUAUGUCCUUGUAUUGUUUUUGGGCCACAAUUGCAACCUGUUGUCAACACCACCAGUGAACUCCUCAUCUAUGUCAUAAAAGGCGCCCUCGGUUUUUUUUUCUUUUUGCCCUAGGAUUAUCAUUUACCUCACAAAAAAAUUCAUGUCUUUCGAUGGAAAAAAUGCAGUAAUCACUUGCAAGGCUCUCUUGGAAUUUGUUAUGGAUUUUUUCGACGUUCUAUAGAAUAACCUUAUGGAAAACUCCUCUCGAUAUUCUCUCUUCUUGAAUUCCUGUAAAAUUCCUAUAGAAAUUCCCUUUAUUGCUUCAUGAUUCGAGAAGCCACAACAUACAAAUCUUUUUUUUUUGGCAUUUCCAUUUUAUAAUCUUGUGCUCCAAACUGCCAUUAAUCUCCAAUUCAGGCCCUUAUGUAAGAACUACAAAACUCAUUUGUGCUGUUGAAGAAGGUUCUUAAAUAUGAUUGGACUGAUGUUAUGGAUCUUAAUAAUGUCUUGUAUUGCUUCUUCUGUUUGUGCACAAUUAUUUUUUACCUCAUCGUCUUAAUUGCAUGGUAGAGAUCUACUUGUUAUGUAUUGUUGACGGCUGGGAGCGCUGGAAUUUUUAUUACAGGAGGUCCUAAUGCGUUGAAUGACACGGCGUUGCAAAUAGUCGAUGUCCGUGAUGUGGCCGAUGCUUUGCUUCUGGUAUACGAGAAACCCGAAUCAUCCGGGAGAUAUAUCUGCGCACCAAAUUACAUUAGCACAAAGGCUUUGCUGGAGCUGCUAAAGAAGACGCACCCUGACUACAACUAUGUAAAAUGCAAGGCCGAGACGCAUCAAAACUCUCCUGUCACGCCGAUUUCGUUGGCAAAAUUGAGUAAUCUGGGCUGGACGCCGAGGGCAUUGGAGGAGACGCUCCUGGACAGCAUCGAAUGCUACCGCAGGAUGGGAAUUCUGCAGGAUGUGGAGGGACAGACCUACCGCCUUCCUGAUAUUUUCCGUCAUUAUCAAGCUGCCAACGGAUGAGUGCAGGGUGGCAGUGCCCAGUGCUUUCUACAUAAGUCAUUGUGCUUGUGACUUGCUGAAUGUUAUGUGAAAUAGUAAAGGAUAUGUCGGUGCUUUCAAUCUCAAGGGCAGAUGAUAGGAGACCAGAGAGUGAAGCUGCUCGUUUUGCCUACCGUAGAUAACUUUUCAGUUCAGGAUUGUACGUAUCUCCUUAUUUUCUGCUGUGUUGUGUCGAGGUCUCGAGGAUGAUUAUGAAGAUGUUGUUAAGAACAUUUACUCUUGUCGAUAAUAAAGGAGUAAUGAUAGGAUCUGGGAUCCUACCAGGUCCAGCUCGUAGGUUGUAGGGAUGGAAGGGGGCAGAGCCGGUCCUGAGAGUUCGG